AUGCGUUCACAAGACCAGCCCAGUGAGCGCUCGCCUCCCAGCCGGAAACAUGACCGCUCCAGUGGACCCGACGCAAACUCGACCCAGUACAACGGCUCCUUCCCCGUCCGCAAGUCAUCCCGGAAGCACGACACCCAGGCCAUCGCUCAGCCCCCGAGGACCGGACUCGAGAGUCCCAGUCAACCCGACCAUUUUAUCACGAGCUGGUCAUCGGCCACCAACCUCCACCAGCGUGUUGACCUCAACUCUAGCACCCAUACCCGUCAACGCAGUGGGGACAGCAGCUCGGCCGCAAACAGCAGCGGGAGCGCAGGCGCAUCCGCUUUCUCCCGCAGGAUGAGCCUGGUAGAGGCACAAGCACAUAAGACGGUCUCCAAUGAACAAAAGGCUCCACCAAAGGAUGAGCAAAAGUUCAAGCUGAAGAAAAUAUUCAGCGGCUGGAUCCACAAGAAAGACAAAAAGGACGACUGGAUGCACAAGAUGGAAAAAGAAGGCAUUAAAGAAGGCAUUCUCGUCCAAGAAGACAAUGCCUUUGCACCGCCUGUAGUGCGUUAUUAA
This is a messenger RNA of Exserohilum turcica Et28A, 558 nucleotides long. RefSeq lists its product as uncharacterized. The transcript has a single exon. The record is from RefSeq and is a predicted model, not a curated record. NCBI's taxonomy places the organism in Eukaryota, Fungi, Ascomycota, Dothideomycetes, Pleosporales, Pleosporaceae. Bases 1 to 558 code for a protein of 185 amino acids.